CGCUUCGACAUGCUAACGAGGAAACGCUUCGAAUCGCCGCGGCUACUUGGCCCGGGAGAAGAUUAACCGCAAGGUGUUUGAAACGCCAACAUCACUAAAUCAAACUUCGAUCUUUUCAUUCGUUAGCUUUAAAUGCGUAGUGUCACCGCCCAGCGAAGCAGCUGGCCAAAGCGGUUUCUGUUUUUUUCCCCCCAUUGAUUUGAAGGCCAAAGCGGCUGCCAUGGAUUUUUAAGGCAUAAUGCGGCACCUCUAAUGCAACGGCAAUGCAUAGUGCAAGGCAAAAUCAACUGCGAAAUUCCAUCUUCGCAACUGCCAAGCAGUUGGGCUCAAAUACCGUCCGCGGUAUACCUGUGAGCCAACCGGUACCACUGCUCCUGGACCGGAGGAAGCUAACGCUAGCUAGCUAGUCAUCUUAGCUAAUCGCAUCAAAGAGCGAUCCAUCGAUUCAUCCGAACGUCGUCAACACUAUCGAUCAAAAUGAAGCCUCAAGAUAUCGUCGCCGGGAAGACCAGCAUGUGGAUCUUCGGGUACGGGUCACUAGUGUGGAAGCCUGACUUCAAGUACAAGAGGAGCAAUGUCGGUUACAUACAAGGCUACAAGAGACGUUUCUGGCACGGAGACAACUUCCAUCGGGGGAACGACGAGUUGCCCGGAAGAGUGGUGACGCUGAUUGAGGAUGAUGACGCGAGCACUUGGGGUGUGGCGUUCGAGGUAACGGGCUCUCAAGUCGAGGAGUCCCUGAAGUACCUCAACGUGCGCGAGACGGUCUGUGGCGGCUACGUCACCAAAAUGGUGGAUUUCUUCCCCGAGGGGGAGAACGAGCCUCCGGUUCAGGCGCUGGUGUACAUCGCCACCUCGGACAACCCCCUGUACCUGGGGCCGGCCACCUCACAGGAGAUCGGCUUCCAGAUCGCUGUGUGCAGAGGGAAGACGGGCCACAACCUGGAGUAUCUGCUCCGGCUGGCUGCGUUCAUGAGGAGCAGCUGCCCGCAAGUGGAAGACCAUCACCUGUUCUCCAUCGAGGCAGCAGCACUGACCGUAGUGUCAGUGAUGUUGAGCAGCCCAGUAGCUCCUACCCUCUCUCACUAGCUUAUAUAGUGGAUGAAGACACACACACACAGAGGCUUUUCACCUGUCAUGCAGUCCACCUAUGUUUAUGUUGUGAACUCUAGUUUCACACUACUAUCCACUGUACUUGAAGCCAUUGAAUGCUACUGAAGUGAUAACAAAAAGGAAGCAUUAAGUGUUUGUUUGGGGGGUAUUUCUGAAGCAUGUUAACAUUAUAAUGUUAACCUGGUGCAUGUUUGUACCGCCUGUUACAAAAUGUAUGAUCACUGAAUUGUUGAUUGAAAACAUCUGUUAUAUCUAUCGCUAUAUAGCACACUAACGUUUUUUUUUUUUUUUUUUUUUUUGCACAGUUAAAUUCCGUCCAAUCAAUUCAGACGGUACAGCAAUUCAUUGUGGUAGUUGAACCUGUUUGCAGUUCACCAAAAUAGCUGCUGUGAUGUGUUUUGAUGGUAUAGACCUGUUUUGUUUGUUUUUUUUUUUUUUCUUUAAAGUUGCUUGUGGCAACUUUUUCCAUCCAGUGUAGAAGCAAACACUAAUAAAAAGUUGAAAGAA
Siniperca chuatsi (mandarin fish) is the source of this 1620-nucleotide messenger RNA. It is a transcript of the gene chac1, whose product is annotated as ChaC, cation transport regulator homolog 1 (E. coli). The transcript is spliced from 3 exons. The record is from RefSeq and is a predicted model, not a curated record. Lineage: Eukaryota; Metazoa; Chordata; Actinopteri; Centrarchiformes; Sinipercidae. Gene Ontology annotation, molecular function: glutathione specific gamma-glutamylcyclotransferase activity; gamma-glutamylcyclotransferase activity. Gene Ontology annotation, cellular component: cytoplasm. Gene Ontology annotation, biological process: glutathione catabolic process. Bases 478 to 1089 code for a protein of 203 amino acids.